ACUCACCAAAGCAGUCCUCUUACGAUUAUUGACUGCUAAAACCCCAUUUUCCUGAUUUUUAUCUAACAUUUCCUCUCUUUUCAUUACUCUCUCCCUUAUCUCUCCACACUCCCAUCCAUCAGCCAUGCCCUCCUUCGCCGCACCCACCAAUCUCAUCACCAACACUCCUCUCUCCUCCUCUUCCCGCCGUAAAUCACUCGCCUCCUCGACCGGCACUCCUCGCGCUUCCUCUUUCAAAUGCGAUCUCUCUUCUUCUUCUUCUUCUUCACAACAAAACCCUAAACCCCACAAUUCCCUUCUCAAAACCUUGACUAAACCUCUGGCCGUUGCUUCCGCUGCCAGUCUCUUCCUCCGACUCACCCCCAUCCCUUCCCCCUUCAGCGGCGGUGGUAAUAAUGGCGGCGACUGGGGAGGCCGGGGCGGCGGAGGAGGUGGAGGCGGAGAAAACAACUUUAAUGGCGGUGAAGCUGGCGGAGAUGGGUUUUGGAAUAAACUGUUUCAACCGGCACCGGCAAUUGCGGACGAGUCACAGUCAAAAGAUUUUGAUUCACAUGGUUUACCGGCAAACAUUGUGGUUCAGUUAAACAAAUUGAGCGGUUUUAAGAAAUACAAACUCUCAGACAUCGUUUUCUUCGAUCGGCGACGAUAUACAACUGUCGGCAGCCAAGAUUCAUUUUUUGAAAUGGUGUCACUCCGACCGGGAGGGACUUACACGAAAGCACAGCUCCAAAAAGAGCUUGAAACACUAGCGAGUUGUGGAAUGUUCGAGAAAGUAGAUAUGGAAGGAAAAACAAACCCUGAUGGAACCCUAGGGAUUACGAUUUCAUUUACUGAGAGUACAUGGCAAUCAGCCGAUAAGUUUAGGUGUAUCAAUGUAGGACUAAUGCAACAGUCGAAACCAAUUGAGAUGGAUCCAGAUAUGACUGAUAAGGAGAAAUUAGAGUAUUAUAGAAGUCAAGAGAAGGAUUAUAAGAGAAGGAUUGAGAAGGCGCGCCCGUGUUUGUUGCCCGCAUCUGUGAAUAGAGAGGUGCUUCAGAUGUUGAGAGAUCAAGGGAAGGUUAGCGCGAGAUUGUUGCAGAAGAUUAGGGAUAGAGUACAGAAAUGGUAUCAUGAUGAAGGCUAUGCUUGUGCUCAGGUUGUUAAUUUUGGGAAUCUGAAUACUAAAGAAGUUGUUUGUGAAGUUGUUGAAGGGGAUAUUACUCAGAUGGUUAUUCAGUAUCAGGAUAAACUUGGUAAUGUUGUUGAAGGGAAUACUCAACUUCCUGUUGUUAAAAGGGAAUUGCCUAAACAGCUUCGACAAGGUCAAGUUUUUAACAUUGAAGCUGGGAAACAAGCUCUCAGGAACAUAAAUUCAUUGGCCUUGUUUUCAAAUAUUGAAGUGAACCCAAGGCCUGAUGAGAAGAAUGAGGGAGGAAUUAUUGUUGAGAUUAAGCUUAAAGAACUAGAGCCUAAAUCAGCUGAAGUUAGCACUGAGUGGAGUAUUGUACCUGGACGUGGAGGGCGUCCCACAUUGGCUUCAUUCCAGCCAGGUGGAACUGUUUCUUUUGAGCACCGGAAUAUCAAAGGGCUGAAUAGAUCCAUUCUUGGUUCAAUAACCACCAGCAAUUUCUUUUUACCUCAGGAUGAUCUUGCUUUUAAGCUGGAGUAUGUUCAUCCAUAUUUGGAUGGUGUAUAUAAUCCACGCAACCGCACUCUCCGUGCAAGCUGCUUCAACAGCCGGAAACUAAGUCCAGUCUUCACUGGUGGGCCAGGAGUGGAUGAAGUCCCUCCUAUAUGGGUUGAUCGUGCUGGCCUCAAAGCUAACAUUACUGAGAAUUUUACUCGUCAGAGUAAAUUUACUUACGGAAUUGUGAUGGAAGAGAUAACAACACGAGAUGAAAGCAGCCAUAUUUCUGCCAAUGGUCAAAGAGUGUUGCCAAGUGGAGGAAUUAGUGCAGAUGGGCCUCCAACAACUCUCAGUGGUACUGGCAUUGAUCGCAUGGCCUUUCUACAAGCAAAUAUCACGCGUGAUAACACCAAGUUCGUAAAUGGAGCUGUAGUUGGUGAGAGGAAUGUAUUUCAGGUGGACCAAGGCCUUGGAAUUGGCAGCAAGUUUCCAUUCUUUAACCGUCACCAACUUACUAUCACGCGAUUUAUACCAUUGACGCAAGUGGAGGAAGGUGCUGGUAAACCGCCACCGCCUGUACUUGUCCUGAAUGGGCAUUAUGGUGGAUGUGUAGGAGAUCUUCCAAGUUAUGAUGCUUUUACCCUUGGCGGACCUUAUUCUGUAAGAGGCUACAAUAUGGGUGAAUUAGGAGCAGCCAGAAACAUCCUUGAGCUUGGAGCUGAAAUAAGAAUACCUGUGAGAAAUACGCAUGUAUAUGCAUUUGCAGAGCAUGGAAAUGAUCUCGGAACAUCGAAGGAUGUCAAAGGAAACCCAACAGAGGUCUACAGGAGAAUGGGACAUGGUUCAUCAUAUGGUGUUGGUGUCAAGCUGGGUUUAGUGAGAGCUGAGUAUGCGGUCGAUCAUAAUACUGGCACUGGUUCAAUAUUUUUCCGUUUUGGGGAGAGAUACUGAAAACAAUCCACAAUUGGUUAUGUAGAUGUGCUUAGUAUAUUUCAGCUAUUAGGUUUUUUUGGAAGAACUGGAAUUGUUGACCAGAGCGAAACUUUACGAGAACCCUAGAACUAGAUUGAGAAAUAUCUUUUCAUUUGAGUGCACUGCGCCCUUUUUCCAGUAGAUGGUUGUUAGUCUCUUAUAUUGGCUGUUUGAUGAGAGAUUUGAAAUGGUGAAAAAGAGACGGAUGUUUCAGAUAAUUUGUGUGCUUGCUCUUUAGACAUGUCUCUGGCUAAUUAGGCAAGUUUCUUUAUCUUUGGUUGUGUAAAACUGAAAAUAAAUUUACACAUUUCAAAGUGAUUAAAUUUUCUCAA
Molecule: messenger RNA, 2910 nt
Organism: Ricinus communis (castor bean)
Lineage: Eukaryota; Viridiplantae; Streptophyta; Magnoliopsida; Malpighiales; Euphorbiaceae
Product: protein TOC75-3, chloroplastic
Exons: 7
Coding region: 125-2557 (810 amino acids)
Biological process (GO): chloroplast organization; protein import into chloroplast stroma
Cellular component (GO): chloroplast outer membrane
Molecular function (GO): protein-transporting ATPase activity
Source: RefSeq, a predicted model, not a curated record